Molecule: messenger RNA, 5038 nt
Organism: Varanus komodoensis (Komodo dragon)
Lineage: Eukaryota; Metazoa; Chordata; Lepidosauria; Squamata; Varanidae
Gene: OTUD4
Product: OTU deubiquitinase 4
Exons: 22
Coding region: 333-3761 (1142 amino acids)
Biological process (GO): negative regulation of interleukin-1-mediated signaling pathway; regulation of protein K48-linked deubiquitination; protein deubiquitination
Molecular function (GO): K63-linked deubiquitinase activity; cysteine-type deubiquitinase activity
Source: RefSeq, a predicted model, not a curated record
AAACUUUCGGGCUGCCCGUUUCAGUGGAAACACCGCAUGUUUCGUUUCUCUUUUGUUGCUGCUCUAGGAGCUCAGUGAUGCGCGGAAGGAGCGACUGGAAGCCUUCGCGGGUCGGGAAAGCGCGCUGGAGCUCCGUGGCGCUGCGGCACGCUUGAAGCAAGCAGGAGACUCCGGCGGGGAAGGCCGAGAAGAGAAGCGCCCAGCGCCACCAGUUCAUGCGGUGGAAGGGGCACCUCCUCCUCUUCCUCCUCGUCCCUCUCACACGAGCCCCACGUACGACCUGCGAAUGUGGGAAGAGAAGCGGUUUCUCUGCAACCCCUUGAGCGAUAAACAUGGAGGCGGCGGCUGGUAAGCCAGGCGGAGAGGAGGACGACGAGGUGGCGGCGGCGGUGGAGCCGCAGCAGCCGCCGCCACAGCGGCAGAACCUCCCAAGCAACGGCGUGGAGCCUCCCGCGCACUCUGCAAUGGACAGCUACUUGCGAUCUCAGGGACUGUACCGCAAGCGGGUGGCGAAGGACGGGUCGUGCCUCUUCCGUGCUGUGGCAGAGCAGGUUUUCCACUCUCAGUCUCAACAUCUUGACAUUAGAAUGGCCUGUAUAAACUACCUGCGGAAAAACAGAGAGCAGUUUGAAGCGUUUAUAGAAGGAGAGUUUGAAGAGUAUUUGAAGAGUUUGGAAAAUCCACAGGAAUGGGUCGGACAAGUGGAAAUAAGUGCCCUUUCUCUUAUGUACAAAAAAGAUUUUAUAAUCUAUCAGGAACCAAACUGUGCUCCUUCGCAUGUCACCGAAAAUGGCUUUCCUGAUAAGGUAUUACUGUGUUUUUCAAAUGGCAGCCACUAUGACAUUGUCUAUCCUAUAGAGUAUACACGCAGUGCUGCUCUUUGCCAGUCUGUUCUUUAUGAAUUGCUGUAUGAGAAAGUGUUUAAUGUCAACGUGAAUAAAAUCAUAGAAGAACUUAAGCCCCUGGAUGUGACUAAGUGUGGCACUGGGGACAGUGAAGCUUCUGACUCAGAGGAUGAAGAUGCAGAAAGUGAAACACCUGCACCAAGUUUUUCAAAUGGAUUGAAACUCCCUGUGGGCAAGAAGCAACUUCACAAACAUGGAAAAGCUAACUCUAUUAGCUUGCCCAAAAACGUUUUAAGAUCCCUUAAUCCAUCUGUUUACCAAAAUGUUGAAUAUGAAGUGUGGCAUCAAUCAAAGCGUGAUCAGCAAAAACAAGAUUUUUCUAUUGCUGCUGGCAUGCAGUAUUCAGUUGGAGAUAAAUGUCAAGUGCGUUUAGACCACAAUGGAAAGUUUUAUAAUGCUCACAUCCAAGAAGUUCUGUCUGCCAAUGGGCCAGUGGUGGUUUUCGUGGAAGAGCUUAGUGCCAAGCAUAAAGUGUUGCUAAAGAACCUUAAAGCACUUCCACAAGCAGCUCCUCUGGAUAGUUGGAGCACUGUACUGGGAAAGAAGACAAAAAAGUCCGCUCCAGUGCAUGGACAAAAUGUUCAGACUGAUGCAGACUGCAGAGGGUCAAAGAAUCCAGCUAAGCCUAUAAAAACCCCAUCGACGCUGCCUCCUCGACUGCAGGGCACAAGGCCGCACCAUUUAUCCAGUCCUGGGACACGUUCUGAGCAACCCUCCCCUGAGCACAAAACACCAGGCAGAAAUCCCUCGCAGAUUGCAAGAAAGGCUGAUCGUGAGAGAACAGAAGAGUUGGACUACACAAAUAGAGACUGUAGCUAUUUUGGCCUUUCUCCAGAGGAACACAAAGAGAAACAGGUGACAGAAGAAAUGCAUGCACAUUAUGAGUUUCAGUUGCAGGAUGAAGAAGCCUUUCCUGCACUUAUGACUCCCUCAGUGUCUCAGGUAGCUACUCAGAUGACUGAUAACUCUGGAUGGAGAAGACCCCUCAUUCCUAAUGGGAGAAGAGCUAGCAGCCUGAAGGAAAAAAAGGAGGAAAGAAAAGAUGUGGAAGUAAAGCAGGAAAAAGCAUCUAGUCCUGAAGAGACCCCCUUAGAUCAGAAGCUUGAGCCCAAAAUAUCUAAGAGCAACGGGGUAAACAUUGCAGAUGCAGGAGCAUCGCCACCGUCAAGUCAGGGAAAUACACAGUCUCCAUGUAUUGAACAGAACUUGCAGGGAUCCUUACCAGAGGGGAAUCCCACACCAUCUUUGGCCUUCCCUGAAAUGCAUUUGCCUCCCACAGUGCCUUCUGUACCAGCCAUCGUGCCAGCAUGGCCAAGUGAGCCAACAACAUAUGGACCAACAGGUAUUCCAUCCCAAGUACCCGUGUCAUCAGUGAUGCCAACACAAGCAACUGGACUAGAUUCUGCACUCUCCCAACCCCAGCUGAGCUCCAGUCCAGUUGCUGGUAUUCCAGUAUCCCUGCAAGCAGUUAACCAGCCCUUAAUGCCUUUGUCUCAAACACUGAAUCCUUACCAGGAUCCACUCUACCCUGGAUUCCCUGUUACAGAAAAGGGGGAACGAGUCAUCACACCCCCUUACUCCUUGUGCAGCACAGGAGAGGACCUCCCAAAUGAUAAAAACAUCCUCAGAUUUUUCUUCAAUCUUGGUAUAAAGGCAUACAGUUGUCCUAUGUGGGCCCCACACUCAUAUUUGUACCCUCUGCAUCAAGCUUACUUAACUGCCUGUAGAAUGUACCCAAAGGUGCCAGUUGCUGUCUAUUCUCACAACCCUUGGAUGCAAGAGCUCCCCUUGACUCAGAAUGGAAAUGAAGCUGCACAGAUAGAUGGACGUUUUUCUGUGCAGGAUGACGUCAGGAUCAAUGGCCAGAGUCCACAGACAGACACCAUGCCUCAGUCAAUGCCCCUUUUCAUACCUGCUGGUCAAGUCCCAGAAAGCCAAGGGCUUGUUUGUGUAGAGUCUGGAAAUCCAGCACAAUCACUGCAUGCUGAAUAUGAUGAGUCCUUAGGAAACAAAAGUAUAUUCCUGCAGCCUACAUUUGGUGGGCAGAAUCCAUUUUUAGGCCCUGUUCCAGUUGCCCCAUUUUUCCCUCAUCUUUGGUAUGGUUAUCCAGUUCAGGGCUAUGUUGAAAAUUCUGCAGUGAGACAAGUUGCUGUGCCGCGUGAGGACAACAGAGCAGAUGCAGGCUUGCCCGAGGAACAUGGUUCUCCAGUUCCUGAUGCAGGAUGUGCUGACUCACUUCAGAAGGUCAGGAACGAAAGCAUUGUCCAAGACAUACCUCUCCUUCCUGCAACUGCCCCCAAGAGUGAAUGUAAUGCUAUAAAUAAAACCUCAGCCAGAGUGCCUAGGGAGCAGCAGACUGUGCCUGCUACCCCAUCUGCCACCCAAGCAAAGUCUGUACUUCAAAAUACUUCUACAGAGACAAAGGAUCUUAAGAGGCAGAUGGUAGCAGUGCCAAAAACUGAACUGAAAAAUGCUGCUCUGACUCACAAAGAAAAGACUGAUAAAGCCAGUGAUGCUGGCAGUGAAUCAGUCAGUUUGGAAGAAAGUAGGGUACCAAGGACAAGGGAAGAGAGCUCAGAAGAUGAAUGUGAAGUAUCUAACAUGCUGAAAAGUGGCCGAUCAAAGCAAUUUUAUAAUCAAACUUAUGAAGGUGGUAGAAGAUCUAGAGGUGAUAGGAAUUAUCAUCCUGGGAGGGGGGGAUACCAUUAUCCAAGAAAUGAGGAAUCUUGGAAGGGGCCAUCCACCAGAAACAGAGAUGAAGGCUACCAAUAUCAUCGCAGUCACCGAGGAAGGCCAUAUCGGAAUGAAAGAAGAAGAACGAAUGUAGAUGGCCAUCGUGGGCAGCAGUUGCCUUGAGUACAAAGUUUGAACAUAAAUACUAAGCUGCUGUAGCACUCUUUCUGCUUUGGUGAAAGACCAGAAUGCCCUUUUAUAUUGAAGAGUGACAAAACUCCUACGUGUUAAAGUUGCUGGCUAUUAAAACUGCUAUAUUUGGUUUAUUUAAAUUCUGGAAACUACAAAAGUAUUGUGUUUGAAAUACUGAAAAUAGUUUGGGCUUUCUUUUUCCCGUAAAGAUUUGAGAGUGCUAGGAAAAAUAAGUAGCUAGAAUGACAAGUUGUCAUAGCUGUAUAUUUGACAUGUGACAAAGAAGAAACUUGCACCAAAUAGAAUGUCUAUUGUAGCAUACUGUACCUUGGGUCUGAACUGGGGAUGUGAAACCUGUGGCUCUCCAAAUGUUUUGUCUCCCAGCUCCCCAGCAGGAUGGGAGAUGUAAUCCACAGUUUGCUCACCCCUGGACUGACCUCAGCUUCCUGGACUAUUUUUGAUGUGCUUCCAAUCCAAAGGCCUUUCAUCUCAGAAUUUGUGAAACUUGAAUGUGUGAGGUUGUGUGUCUUCAAGGAAAAUAAUACAUAUGGCAGUUGACUAUUCUUGUGUCUUAUAGAUGUUUAUAGUGUUUUAUUCAUAGGAGUAUAUUUUUAAUUUUAUAUUUAUAAAGCAUUUCUUGAACUAGUCAAAACAAUCAAGAAUCCCUGUGUGUAAAGUAUGUAGAAGGUUUCAUGAUAAAUUCUUUCAGGCAGUCUUAACACUGAUAGGACUGUAUGCCUAUGCCAACUAUGUAUAUAAGUGAAAAGUAGAUGCUAUGCAUUUCUAAAAUAGUUUUCAAUCUGUUACAACAAAACUUUUACAACUUUUUUGCACUGACAAAUUGCUAAAUGGGAGAGAUACAUGAGAUAGAUCUGUUGCAUUUAUUUUGUUUUUUUAAAGCAAGGCUUAGGCCGAACUUUAGGUUACUGGGUUUUUUCCUUCAUACUGUGGAAACUGGUUAUAUUGUCUGUAAAACACCUUGCUGCAUUUUUUUUAAAAAUGAGAGAUUUCUAACUUACUUUACUCCAUAAAUCUGGUUGCUUUCUGCCUUGCAAAACACUGCAAUAUACACUCCACAUUUUUUGGCUUUGCUCUGUAAAAUUGAAUUGUGUAUAUUUGUCUGUAUAUAUCAUUGUGCAAGGUGAUGGUUGCUUUUUAUUCACAUCCAAGAGAUUGUAUAAUUUUCUUUUGAUCAAGAGCUUUGAGGGAUACUUUAUUAAUCCUUUUCAAAUGCAUGAUAUAUAAUUAAAGAUGUUUGCCCUUUCUGA